Molecule: messenger RNA, 1655 nt
Organism: Cajanus cajan (pigeon pea)
Lineage: Eukaryota; Viridiplantae; Streptophyta; Magnoliopsida; Fabales; Fabaceae
Product: Putative membrane lipoprotein
Source: RefSeq, a predicted model, not a curated record
UGUGAACCUCUCUCGAAGGACGAGACCCCCCAACCAUAAGCCAGACAGGUACAUGCUUGCUCACCCUCUCACACCUGGACUCUAGCUAUUUUCUGGCUCCUGGUUUUGGUGCAUCUCCAAAGUGGUUUAUGGUUUAGGGGAUAUUCUUUCUUUUCUUUCUCAUUUCACCGGUUUAAAAGUGUUGCAUAUUGCAUUGUUUGAGGCUAAUGAUGAGACUAAUCCACAUGAAGGUGUUUAAUCUUAAAUGGGGUGGUUAGGUUAAAGCCAAGGGCCCAUGGGCUCAUGCUUAUGAUUUGCAAGUGUUGCUUUCAAGGGAAAGAAAAGAAAGAAUUUGGCCCUUUUAGAAGAUUGGUGUUCUUUCUGAGAGGCUUUGCAAUUUGCAACCGAGCCCAUUGGCCACUGGCCUUCUGAUGUGAUUUUCUGGGCUAGAUAUUAGUUACUUUGGACAUUGAGCAUUCUGGGGGGUUGAACAAAGUUAAAAGUGUUUUCAAUGUGAUUUUUUGAGGACAAAGAUGAAAUCCUUGAGUAGUGUAGGCCUUGGUCUGAGUAUUAUUUUUGGUUGCCUUUUGUUGGCUCUGGUGGCUGAGGUUUACUACUUGCUAUGGUGGAAGAAGAGGAUAGUGAACAGAGAGAUUGAAAAUAAUUAUGGCAACCCUGUGAAGGAGUUAUUCUACAUGUUUUGUUGGAAAAGGCCAUCACCAUCUUUGAGGCAAACAAGUUUCACUCCUGAGCUUUGUUCUUCAAUGAGAAUUGGUGACACCCUUGUUCAUGACCCUGAACAAGUUCACUCUCAAAGUGGCCAUAAGGACUUUGUUUUCAAACCCUUUGGGGAGGAUGGCAUGGAUUCUGAGUACAUGAGGCAACAAGACCUGUUAGGCCCUCCAAGAUUUUUGUUCACCAUAGUGGAAGAAUCAAAGGAAGAUUUAGAAUCAGAUGAUGGCAAAUCUAAGUGUGACAAGAGUGGAAAGGGUUCAAGAGGUAGAAGUUUGGGUGAUUUGCUUGUUGUGGAGACACCAUAUAUGACACCUACUACCUCUCCACCUUUUUUCACUCCUCCUUUCACUCCGAUGAGUCCCUAUAACCAGCACGGAUUCAACCCUCUAUUUGAAACAGCAACUGAUGCUGAGUUCAACAGAUUGAAGUCCUCACCUCCUCCAAAAUUCAAGUUCUUGCAAGAAGCGGAAGAGAAGCUUAGAAGAAAACUAGAACAAGAUCAUGAAAGUAAGGGAAAUGGAGAUGAGGUUGAUGGCUCUUUCAUCACAAUAGUUGUUGACAAGAAAACAACAGGAGAGGUUAAUCAUCACCAGCCUCGUCCACAACAGUACCAUUCAAGCUCUUCUUCACAGGUUCUUCCCUUAGCUUCUUGACACAUUCAGCAAACCAGAAGAAAGAAACCAGCUAACACCAAAGUUCUGUCAGUCAAUUAAGAGUUCAUUUCUUCAUUAAUAUCUUUCUAAUUACAUGUUGAAGAAUUCCACUUUUUUUGUAAUGGGAAUUUGUUUCCCCCCUUAGUUGUUUUGGGAUGAAGUUGUGGUUUAAUCUGCUAAGCCACUUGUGAAUGAAAUGCACUCUCAAUGUUUCAAAACAUAUGGGGGACAAUAUUUUCUGCCCAUAAAUGCUAAAAGGUGGGUUUAAUGCAAUUGCAAUUUUUUCUU